UAUUGUGAGUUUCUUUGACAACACACAAUCACUUCCUUGUUCCGAGUUCAGUCUUGUUGCAUUGAAGCUAAAAUGUAUUCCCGGCUGAAGAGUUAUCUUGAGAUUGUAUGCUUGAUUUUCUUUGUGCAUAAUGCAUUUUGCAGUCAAAACAAUGCUAAAUGUGGUAUUUGCGAUUCAGGCGCAUGUGAAGCUCCGAGAAACUGUUUGGCUGGUUUGGUAAAAGAUUCUUGCAAUUGUUGUUAUGUAUGUGGAAAUAAGGAGGGAGAGCGAUGUGACCAUGACUCUGUGCCCUUUCAAGGGUUAGGUGGUUGUGGUGCAAAUUUAGAAUGUCGGGCUCGAAAUGAUCUGCAUCGAGAUGAUCCACCAGAAGCUGUAUGUGUCUGUACCCAGCAGAAACCGAUAUGCGGAAGCGAUGGGGUUACGUACGAUAACAUUUGUCAAUUUACAGAAGCUCGGUAUAGUAGAAGAGAUGGUCUUAGAGCUGUAUCUACGCAACCUUGCGUUGAACCUCCAAGAAUUGUCUCUCCCCCUCAAAAUAUUAGAAAUACAACAGGUAGCUACGCAGCUUUAACAUGUGAAGCAAAAGCCUGGCCUUUACCGACUAUUCAUUGGGAAAGAAAUAAAAAUAAUAAACUUGUCAGACUUCCAGGAAAUGAGACUCGCCUUUUGGUCCAGUCUCAAAACGGACCAAACAGGGAUGAAACAACAAGCUGGUUGCUUUUCUUGAGUCUUGCGAACGAAGACAGAGGGACCUACAUUUGCAAAGCAGAAAAUGAUCUUGGAUCGGCAACUGCAACAGCAACGGUUCACAUUUUCGAUUAGAUUAACUAUAAGUGCCUGCAAGAACUGCCUUAAGAACUUAAAACUAAAUUAAGGGGGGGGAGGGGUACGCGAAACAUGAAUUAAACUUCGUUGAAAGGUUUUCUACCAACUUACAUUAAGUCUUAUUACUUUUUAUAAGUAUCUUUAUUUUUACACACUUUUAUUUAAAAUGAUUUGCGUCAUCUAGAUAUAAAGUUGGAAUUCUGAAAUCGACUUCUCAUUCAUUUUUUGGAUGUUAGAAUUUUGUUUAUGUUAGAAAUUUUUAAUUUUUAUACUUGUGUGUUCUCGAUGAAAAUACAUUAUUUUUCAAUUAUCAAAACUUAUUAGUUCAUUAUUUCAUUUAUUUGAAUAUUAAUUCCAUGCCAUCGAUGCUGCGUAGUAAUGAAUUUGAGGGGAAAAAAUUGAUUUCGAGAGUCCGCAAUUUUUAUGGUAAUGAGCUGAAAACUUAAUACAUAAAUUAUUUUAGUUAAUUUAGGCUAAAAGGUAUAAAAUCAUUCAAAUAUUUGGACUUAUAAAAAAUCGAUUUUAGAAGAACAUUAAUUUUUAUUAAUUUCAUUUAGAAGCAUUCUUGCUUAUAAAUGCUAAAGAAUCUGGGGGAAAAAGUCCUUUAAGGGUUUUCACGUUCUCAAAGGGGGUGUGACUCACAGCUUAAAAAAUUCUAAUUUAAAGAAUAAAUAUUUUUUUUAAACUUUUUUAUAGAAUUUGUCUAUUUUCUUUAGUGUAAAACUAUACAUUUAAGAAUGUUUGUGAAUUUACUGAAAAUUAUUCUUCUAAAUUUUUCUUCAAACAUAAUGUAAGUUUUCUAUUAAUAUGAACAAAUUUAUUUUUAUCAUAUCAUUCCAUAAAUAGCAUCCUUAAUUCAAUUUUUUAUUUGGGGCUAAAUUCAAUUUAUAAUGAAAUAUCACCUAAAGAUUAAAAAUUUCUAUUGGAAAUACUAAAUAAUACUUUAUUGCAAUUGGUUAGAUAAUUUAGACGGAUAUAGUCACCGCCUUCACAUGAAACAAUUAUUUUUGUUGUUCAUGAUAAGACUUGUGAGAUUUCAAUAAAUAUGUUCUUUUA
This is a messenger RNA of Argiope bruennichi, 1881 nucleotides long. Its product is annotated as insulin-like growth factor-binding protein-related protein 1. Gene Ontology annotation, molecular function: insulin-like growth factor binding. The transcript is spliced from 3 exons. Gene Ontology annotation, biological process: regulation of cell growth; regulation of signal transduction. Lineage: Eukaryota; Metazoa; Arthropoda; Arachnida; Araneae; Araneidae. The record is from RefSeq and is a predicted model, not a curated record. Bases 73 to 822 code for a protein of 249 amino acids. Gene Ontology annotation, cellular component: extracellular region.